AUGAGUUGUUCCUUGGACAAGUUAACAGAAAAAGCAAACCCGGCAGCAAAGUCAAAGUCAGGACGGUUUCCUUGGUCUAGUUGGCGAAGCUCUGAAUUAACAAGAUAUUCGUAUAUUAGCAAAGGACGCAAUGUGAACUCAGACUUCUCUGGUCUCUUAAGUCCAGGAAUUACAGUUGCUUCUUCAAUUGGCGGCUCCAGUCGUGAGCUUGGUGAGAUAUGGAUUCCGUUCGGUCACCCGUCGCAAUACCGGCUGGCUCGGCAAGCACAUUUGCGAGGUGCUGAUGACGGGCGACACAUAUGGAUUGAUCUGAAAGAUAUUCGCAUGAACGUAGGGGCUGGCAGUGGCGAGAUGAUGUACAUUGGUGAGGCAGAAGAUGAGCUGAUAGACGAGCGGUCGUAG
Messenger RNA from Symbiodinium pilosum, 402 nucleotides. The record is from the annotation of a GenBank genome assembly. Lineage: Eukaryota; Dinophyceae; Suessiales; Symbiodiniaceae.